GAUAUAUCGCAUGCUGCGUGGUCUGCCAUUUCCUUUGUUUCUCUUUGACUGCUCUUAAAGCCGACACAAAGUGUGAAACUGGUGAAUGUCUCUUCAAACGGCAUUAGAUAAGAAGACAGCAUGAUGCGCUUUGGACUUCCAUUUUAUACUUUGUUGCACCUCACUCUACACGGACCUGUCUUAUCGAGAGUGUGGGUAAAUCAGUGGUCUACACUCGAUGAGUACAGAGUUGGAGACACGGCAACUCUGCACUGCGCAAUUUUUUCAGAUAAGGAGACCAUUGAGGAUUGUGACAUGGAGUGGGCCAUGCUCGACCCAAACAACCCAGACAUGAGUAUCGAAAUUAGAGAAUCCAAACUGUACGCCGGUCGGGUCAGUGUGCAGAGUAAGGAUGACACCACCACAGUUAUAAUACAAAACCUGGGACUGAACGACACAGCGCCCUUGUGCAUCAUAGACUGCUUUCUUGAUGGACGGCUAAAGCGAAAAAUUGGGCAGGGAGGCAGUCUGAAGAUUGUGGAAUUAUCUGAUCCUCAUGGAGAGGGAUGGAUCAAGAAUGACACCGAGGUUGCGGACCAGGGGGUAGAUGGAGACUGGGGUACUGUCCAUGAAGAGGAAUCCUUAGCCUGGCUCAGCUAUUUCCUUUUUGCAGUGAACCUCCUCAUCUUCCUUGUGGUGACCGUAAUUUGCAGUACCAUAAUGUACAGAAGACUGCUGAGGAAAUGAAUGCAGUAGAUAAGCGUUUAGUGAAGUACUGCAUUACAAUGAGCAUCUGUUAUAGCACAUUAUCUCUGGCAAGCUGGCCAGUCCUUCUCUUUCCUACAGUCUUUGCCACUUUACUGAUGGAAGGAGAUGAACUCUGAAUAAUGGAACAGGAAAAGUAUGAUCCAGUUACUGGGCGAGAAGUGCAGCUGCUGGUGAUACCUGAUUAUACCUGUGUAUUGUAGCCAAAUUUGUAACGUUUGAUAGUGAAACCAAGUGUACACAGUAAAACUUGCAGCUGAGUUCACCCUGUUCUUCAAUAGCUUUGUUCUAAAUUUUGUAAAUUGGUUUUCCCCAUCUUACCCUACCAAGGGUAAAAUUCAUGGAAAUUUAAACCAAUUCCCUCCUUCAAAAGUGGCCCAUAUUGCUACAGUGAUACAAAAAUGUAUUCUUUCCUUAUAUUUCAGAGAAGGGAAACACAAAAUUAUUUUGUAUAAUAAAACCAUAUAAUAGAUGCUCACUGCAGUGUACUUCUAAAAACAUUUUACCACAGCAGUACAUACCAAGCACUUGCUUUCUGUUUUGAAAAUGGGAUUAUUUGUGGUUUUGGAGGUAUAGUAGCAUAUAACAAAAAAGAAAUAAUCUCAUAUGUGGAUUACCUGCUAGUUUGUAUACAUUUAUUUGCUAAAUAUAGUUGGCCAAUUCUCACGUGUAUCUGAAUUUCUCAUUGGCUGUAUGCAGACCUGGGUCAAAUAAGUAUUUGUUUUGGAUUCAAAUUUCUACGCUUCCAGAUACAUCUGCAUUGUCAUUUAGACAAACCACUGUAUCUUAACCACAGGAACCUUCUGCAAGCAGAACCGAGUAAAAAAAAAAAAAAAAACCUUGCAGAAUGCACAAGGCCUAAUCAUAGGACCUUGUGCAGGUACUCGAGGCACCAUGCCAGCUAUGAAAAUUUAUGAAAUUGCACAUUUGAAUUUCCUGUUCCUUUUCUGUAUUAUCAGUGUUGAGGGAACAAAACAGCUUUUAUGUCAGACAAGAUUCUAUGUGAAAAGUUAUUAUGUCAUUGAACAGAUUUUUUUUCUUCAAAAUGUCAGUUCACUCAUAUCAGUAAAGUAAUAUUAAUUAAUUUAGUAAUUUUCAUAUUAAAGUGUGAGAUUUUAAUCUUU
This is a messenger RNA of Anguilla anguilla (European eel), 1868 nucleotides long. RefSeq lists its product as uncharacterized. Bases 121 to 726 code for a protein of 201 amino acids. NCBI's taxonomy places the organism in Eukaryota, Metazoa, Chordata, Actinopteri, Anguilliformes, Anguillidae. The record is from RefSeq and is a predicted model, not a curated record. The transcript is spliced from 4 exons.